This is a messenger RNA of Lactuca sativa (garden lettuce), 1717 nucleotides long. Its product is annotated as hyccin. Gene Ontology annotation, biological process: phosphatidylinositol phosphate biosynthetic process; protein localization to plasma membrane. The record is from RefSeq and is a predicted model, not a curated record. NCBI's taxonomy places the organism in Eukaryota, Viridiplantae, Streptophyta, Magnoliopsida, Asterales, Asteraceae. Gene Ontology annotation, cellular component: plasma membrane.
UAAACUAGUAAACUACUAUGCAACAUAAGAAAGAUCGCUUCCUAGGGGACACGAAACCCUUUGUUCGUGACCCCCAUCUUCACCCUCGCCGGCCACCGGGGAACUAUCACAGCUACUUUCAAAGAUGGAUUUCCGCCACCACAUCCCCGGCGGAUCUCCUUCCUCCUCUUCCACCACUUCUUCCUCCUCCCAAAACCCCAGCCACCGGAACGGUAACCAGCACCACCAGAACCACAACGGCAGCACCGCCAUAACCACCACCAACGACAACAGCACCACCAACAACAACAACAACGAUCCAAUGCACUCAUGGUGGGAAUCCAUCUCCAAAGCCCGAUCUCGCAUCCAUCUCUUAUCCACACUUUUACCCGUACCCGAGCCUGACUCGGAAGAUCCAAACCCGAUCUCAUCUCUCGCCGAUUCCGAUGCCCCCGCACGCUCUCUCAUCUCUUCUCUCAUUGCAUACACCGCCGUAUCUUCUUCGCUCACAUCCUCUCAUGACUCCGGCUCCGGCGAGGAUUCCCUUUGUAAUUGGCUGUACGAUACCUUCCUCUCUUCCGAUCCAGACCUCCGCCUUGUCGUCCUCGCCUUCAUCCCUCUCAUCGCCGGUCUUUACCUUUCUCGCAUUCACUCUCUCUCCUCCUUAACUCCGUCGCUUGCCGGAUUUGAAGCCGUACUUCUCGCUUUAUACUCAUCGGAGACCAAAUCUCGCGCCGGGAAACCAAUAAUGAUUUCGAUCCCCGAUCUCUCUCAGCCGUCGCUUUACCAUUCUCCUAGGGUUAGCAACAGCAAAAAGAAACCGAAUUCGGCUAAAGUGAACCCUAAUUCUGGAUCGCAGCCUUCGCGGCCUACAGUCGGAAUCCUAUCUCCUCCUCUAGAGCCCCAAACCGCUAUAAAGUCAACGAAACGUGCUACCAUUGUUGGAGUUGCACUCGAUUGCUACUACAAGCAGAUCUCUCAAAUGCCUAGCUGGUCGAAGCUCGAUUUCUGCAAGUUCGCUGCUGAUUGGGCUGGACAGGAUUGCGCUUGCAAGUCCGAAUUCGACCAAUCCUCUGAAGUUACAAACUUUACCGAUGGUAUCGUUGAAGAUGGAAUCGACAUUGAAGGGAAUGUCGUUGAAGAAAUGAAGAAUUUGGAGAUUCAGGAUGGGGAUUCAGACAAAGUCGUUGCUAGAGGGACAAGAAUUCUUCUUCCAUGGGAGCUUCUACAACCAAUUCUAAGGAUCUUGGGCCACUGUUUACUCGGUCCAUUGAAUUCAAACGACGUGAAAGAUACAGCAUCUACAGCAGUUCGAUGUUUGUAUGCUAGAGCUUCACAUGAUUUAGUUCCUCAAGCGAUUUUAGCUACUCGAAGCUUAAUCCAACUGGAUAAGAGAGCUCGUGAAGCUGCUGCCAUGGCUGCCGCAUCAACUGCUAAUACACCAGGUUCUAAUGCUAAUACACCCAGUAAAGCCAAGAAACCCGAAAUUCUCUUAGUAUCAAAAUGAAAGCAGAGUAUGUUUUUUUUCUAUCUCAAUAUCGGGAAAAAAAAAUAAAAAAAAAUCCAUUUUGUUAUCUUGAUAAUAUAGUGUUUGAUCUUGUUGUAGGGGUAGGGCUCUACAAUGUGUAAUUGGUAAUUACUAUAUCUAUAAUCUGUCAACUUAAACUUGUAGAUGCAAGAACUCAAUUGUGUAAUUUAAUUUUUUGUUUGUUAUGAGAUUGCAUUCUGUUUUAUUUAA